This is a messenger RNA of Hyposmocoma kahamanoa, 2633 nucleotides long. Its product is annotated as deleted in autism protein 1-like. The record is from RefSeq and is a predicted model, not a curated record. Bases 163 to 1416 code for a protein of 417 amino acids. Lineage: Eukaryota; Metazoa; Arthropoda; Insecta; Lepidoptera; Cosmopterigidae. The transcript has 4 exons.
GAGAAAAUUAAAUUAUUGGGUGAUGAUUGAAAACAUUGGAAACAAAAAUUUCUAAAAAUUCUGUUUAGUUUCAUUCGUAUGAUUUUGUAAAAAUAUUUUUUUUAGACGCCUGUUCCGAAGGAUGAAACAUUUUACUACUACCUGCUUAAAUGUUAAAUCAAAAUGUCAAUAAUAGUGACCGAUGCCUUGUACAAAAGAAUGUGGAUACGCCGAAGAUUUUGGAAGCGACUGAUUUUUCUGACUAUAACAUUUGCAAUUUCGUUUUACAUACCUGUUUUUAUUUUCGGCAAUUUGAAGAUUCCUAAGGUUGUGCGCUUAACCGAUUUGAAUCGCUGUCCGGUUUGUUAUGGAAUAAGCAUAUGUCCUGAGCUUUAUUCGAAUCAAAUUGUCCUCGAAGAACAUCGCUGGCAAGAUCUCCUUUUCAAUGUGAAAAACAUCUAUCACGGUUACACCAAAUCAAAUCGAAAAGUAAUAUUAAAGAAACUAGCGUACGACAAACAGUUGGACAAGUUCGAUAACAAUCUCUGUAAGACGUUUAAUUUACACAGUAAUUGCACACCAAUGGAUUUGCUAAACGCUACGAACAUCAAUAAAAAAAUUAUGGAUAUAGUCCAUUAUAACUUGACACGAAAUGUAUCUGUACAGCCUCGUACUGGGUUGAUUUUCUGUCCUUAUCCGGAAGGAAUACAUGACUUCCUGAAACCAAUUUUGAAUAAUAAAAUAGGAAAACAGUACAAAUCUGAUCUUCUCAAUGUUUGGACUAUGGUAAAUCUUAAUGCAGAACCGAUAAUUCUUCAGAUACUCCCAAAGUCUAGAGGCUGGGCUGUCCCAGCAUAUGCCGGAGUCUGCGGCAGACUGGAAGUAGUAGCUGAUGAAGGAGUCCCUCUAUCAGAUCUUGGAAACAUUGCAUGGUAUAGAAAACUGAAGAUUGCCAAACAGAUCCUCGAAAUGGCCAUGGAUUUUACUUUUAAACAUGAUAGAUACCGUUUCUACUUCUUUGACUGGUCAGCUGACAAUAUAGUGGUGAAUGAAAAAGACCAAGUAUCCUAUGUUGACUUAGAAGAUGUCAUUAUUUUAGACAAGUAUAUAACACCAAAAAGGGACCUUCGAAACUGGUAUCAACGUUAUAUAAAAGAUUAUGAUGAAAAUUCUGUAGGAUACAUGUUCUCUAUAGAUUUGAUAUGUAGACAUCAUUUGAGUGAUCAUAACAUUUAUUCAGCAUGUUAUGUGUUGAAUGGUGAUGACAAACCGUUUUUGAAACCAGUACCUGACCAGUUUGAGAAAGGACCGUUUUCAAAGUUGGUUAAUCAAUGUUUGUAUGGACCUGAUAGAUUUAAAGCAGCUAUAUUGUUGCAAAGGUACAUAACAGAUUUAUUAAGUAAAGAAAGCGUUUCUGGGUUCGGAGCCGUCAGAUGAUCUUAUUGUAAGUCUUAAGAAAUGCUACAGAGGGAACAUUGUUGAAUAAACAUGAAAUACCAUAUGGGCAGUAUGACCAUACUGGCAACAUGAAUGUUGGUGUUGAGUGACUCUACCAUUUCAUUGGCCAAGAGUAAUGGUAGAGAAAAAUUGGUGGGUUUUUUUACUAUUGUAAGAAAUGCAUGACGACCACAUGACGACCCUUCAAGGACUUAUUAAGUACUGUUACAAUUUGUGUUUUCGAUUCACCUUAAACAGUUUUUUUAUUAAGACUGUCUGUUGUUGCUGAUUGUCUAUUAAAAAUUACGUUUAUUUGUUCUGGUAUGAAUUUAGUUUUAUUUUUAAACUUCUGUACCUAAUUUUUUGUUCUUAGCUUUUCGUGGUUAGCGUUUCAGCCACUGUUACCAACAUUAUUUUUAUUUCUCUAUUCCCACCUGUUCUGUUGAGUAGUUCUGUUAUUGAACAGAGCAACAGAACUAUAAAAGACACAAGUUUAUGAUAAUUUUUGAAUUUAUAAAUAGUGCCUUUGUACUAGUGUAACUUGUAAACAACUAAUUUCUGUAGUAUUUAUUGUUCUUGUUUUCUGUAAAAGUUUAAAAAAUAAAUUUAAUUUGCAUCAAUGUCAAAUUGUCAAACUCAAUUUUUUUCUUUUGGCUUUUCUAAAAGGGCUCAUUCAUUAUCCUGCAUCGCGUAAUGCAGGAUCAUGAAUGUAGUCGCAGCGUGCAAGCCAUCCUGUAAACCUGCAAAGAGUCGUGCGAGAUUCCAUACUUAGGCUAUAUGCAGGAUAGUGCGUGAGCAGUCUCCUACUUGCGCGGAGGACUGCUAUGCAGGUAAUGAAUGGGCCGUUGUUAUCUGAGGUCAAACUAUGCUUUAUAAAAACAAAACGAACAAAAAAAAGUAGAGUUGCAUACUGUAGGAUAUUUUUAAAAAAUCGCUCUUUUUUUAGACAAAUAAAUUGAAAGAUUUCGUCAUAUAUGUACUUUAAAGAAAUAAAUUCAUUAAUUAAGUCGAAGUUUUUUUAAGAAGUUUUUAAGCAUUGCUAAAUGCCUAUGCCUAAUAGGCCCACUGGCCCACCCAAUUCACUAUCGAUUGGGGAGAAACCCAAUCGAUAUUGAAUUGAGUGGAGUGUUAGAAUGCGCAAGAGGAAUAUCAAGACUGUAGAAAGUGUAAGGAUGUAUUUUUUUUAAGUUUUUGUUAUGUGAAUAAUAAAGGAUAUG